Molecule: messenger RNA, 1230 nt
Organism: Cylicocyclus nassatus
Lineage: Eukaryota; Metazoa; Nematoda; Chromadorea; Rhabditida; Strongylidae
Source: the annotation of a GenBank genome assembly
AUGAAUGGAGGAGAGAUUAGGUGCGGGCCAAAAUCAUUCUCCGAGUUUAACCAAACAACAUUAGAUAACGCUAGGAAAUGUGUGCUUGAAGAAUUCCAUCCUUACUACGACGGAUGUAAUGAAAUAUGCGUUGAAGAUCGCUAUCUCAUGCCAUUAUCUCACAAUCGACAGCUCGAGCAAGUAGCCUAUGGCCAGAUCUUCCCUUCUCUGGUGCUACUUGCCGUACUCGCCAAUGUGACUGUUGCACUGGUGCUGUCAAGAAAGAAUAUGGUAUCGCCGACAAAUGUGGUACUGAAAUACAUGGCGAUAGCUGAUUUACUGGUCGGCAUUGUGCCUCUUCCUUGGACAAUUUUCUUCUAUUCAAUGGGAAACUAUAAUAAGAUGUAUAAUUUGGAAUUAUGGUGGUGCUACCUCAACAAAUUCUCUAUGGAUGCUUUCCCUCCCUUGUUUCAUAACAUUGCCAUGUGGUUGACAGUUUUAUUAGCUGGACAAAGAUACGUGUCUAUAAGUUACCCGCUGCAUUCACGAGGGAUCUCCAAUGUACGCAAUGUACGUAGAGCGACUUUUGUGAUCGCGAUUGUCUCUUUGAUGUGUGGCCUUCCUAAGUGGUUCGACUACUUCUAUGAGACUGUGGAAGGGUGGAUCUUCAUGAGAGGACGGUGGAUGUAUACGCGAAGCUGCAUUGCCGGCCAAACGCCGUUACUACAUUUGGUUGGGCAGACACUCUUCUUCAAUUUAUACUUCUGGACAAGAGCCAUAGGAUUUAUACUUUUGCCGAGUAUACUACUUGUCAUACUCAACAUUCUUCUCAUAAGAAAUAUUCGCCGAGCGCAACUCAGGAAACUUCACCUAAUAAGAGAGAGGACCGAGGAGGCCGCUCGUCAAAGAGAUAGUAAUUCUACCACGCUGAUGCUCAUAGCUAUAGUCUCCCUAUUCUUGGUUGUGAAUGUUCCUCAAGCAGCAUUUAUAAGUAUACUGUGCGUAUGUGAAACGUUUUCCAUUCGAUUUUCCCUACUGGAGGGAACAUUUCCCGCUGUCUUUCUACUUGUCAGUAAUAUGCUGGUUAUGGCAACGUAUCCCAUUAACUUCAGCAUUUAUUGCUUCAUGUCCAGCAGCUUUCGAAAAACAUUCAAAUCGAUGUUUUGCCCGUCCAAUGCGAAGAGCUCUGGGAGGAGUCGACAGCUGACAAACGGAUACACAGAUGAAUUAAGAAGUACUCAAAAUUUUUAA